CCCUUACUGUAGCAAUUUUACUGUGAACAAGAAAUUGACGUUUCUGCCUUCCCCUGCACCCUUCCUUGAUUGACAGGGGUGGUUCGGUCAUUUCACUUUGACAAUCCAGCUGUUCUGAAUGAGCUGACGCGUGGCAUUCAUCUUUCUGAUUAGCUAUGUCUUCUUUCUUUUUCCAUUGCUCCUUCCUGAAUUCUACAUUCUUUUUCCAUUUCGUUCUUAAUUAUUUCCUUCUUAGUUGUUUCGUUGUUAAUUAUUUCCAUUUUGAACGGGUGUUGCAGCGGUUAGUUCGAUGGUGAGGUUUCAUGGAGCCGUUGUAAUUGCCAUGGCUAUUUUUGUCCUUUUGCUUAGGAGGGAAGCGUAACUCAUUCUCUCUCUUUCGUUCCUGCUGUUAAUUUCAUGGAGUGGUUUGAUGGAGCUUCUUUAGUCGCAGCUCUGGAUCUGGUUGUUGAGCAGUAUGAGGUCUGUGCAGUUGGAGCUGGCGGUGUUGUUAAAAUUGCUUGCUGCUAUUGUUGGAAAGGAAUUGGAGCAGCUUGCUCUUGCGGCUGGGUUUUCAGAUGCCAAAUUUUAUGAGAUUGCUGGCGGACUAAUUGGGAAUCUGGUGGUAAUUCAAUAAGUGGGUCCUUGUCUAUUACAUCAUAAAUACGGCAUUAUGAUAAACUGGGGGGUAUUGCAAUUAGAAGCUGAGAUCAGUGUCAAAUUCAGGAAUUACUGUAUUGAUGCUGCCUUUGAUCACAGAAUUUUAAGCAGAACAAACAUUGAACAGUAAAUGACAUAAACAGGAAUCAUCAAUAUCCUGUGCGCAUUGUUGAGAUAGCUUGAUCUGCACCAAAGUAAUAUGGCUGAUGCACCUGUUAACUUUAAGAGACCAUCAAGUAAAGGGCGGAAAUCAAAGCGAAUAAGUGAUUUGAUAUCAAAUCAUAAUCUUCUAGUCAAGCAGAACAGUCAAAGUCCAAAAAGGCGAAAUCAAGACCUUCAAAAUAUACUGUACUUGAAAGUGGGUAUUUUGCCUUGGUUUAGGUUUAUAAAGUGAAUAUAUAUGUAGUGCUAUUUAAUCGGACCUGGUGUAAUUUUCUCUUCGUACCUCUACUGAAAGACCCGUGUCUUUUAGAGUUACACCAUCAAAUGCACAGAGUUCAAAGCAGCUAAGGGAUGCUGCUAAAAAUGAAAGGGUGUAUAAUGCUCCCACUUCAGAUGAAGUUGCUGUUAUCUGCCUGAUAGUGUUUCAUCAAGUCAGUGUUCAUGGCCACAUGUUCUUGUGACAACAAAAUCUGCGAAAUCCCAUCGGAUUGCCCAUUUUUAUGGGUGCUAUGACCCUUUACAGUAUCCCCUGCUAUUUCCAAGAGGUGAAUGUGGUUGGCAUCAGGGUCUAAAAAAAACUUCUUAUGGUGGAGAUAGGCAAGUGGCAGCAGAACCUGAUCCUAUUCAAUCAUGUGCAGUGAACACUCCGGAAAAUUUUCUGGAUGCAGAAGCUACUCGAGCUUCCAGAAGACAUACAAAAGCUGAUAAGAAUAUCUCUGCAAGGGAGUACUAUGCUUAUAAGCUUCAAAUUAGACCAGGAAACAUGCUCUUAAGAGCAGGCCGUGCAUUUCUGCAAUACAUCACAGAUAUGUAUAUCAAGGUUGAAAAUACAAGGUUAGAUUUUUUCCGGCAAAAUCAAGAUACAAUAAGAGCAGUUCUUUAUAAGGGUAUUCUUGACACAGUAGAGAGUGGACAGACAAGUGCAGCUAAUGUUGGUCAUAAAUUCAUUUUGCCACCAUCAUUUAUAGGAGGCCCUCGUGAUAUGAAAAGGAGAUAUCUAAAUGCAAUGGCUCUUGUGCAGAAAUACGGGAAGCCUGAUCUCUUUGUCACUAUGACAUGCAAUGCAAAUUGGCCAGAGAUAAAAGCCGAACUAGAGCCCGGUGAGACUGCCCAAGACCGACCUGAUUUAGUUGCUCGUAUAUUUCGGGCGAAGUUGAUUGCUCUGAAAAAAAAAUCAAGAAAGACAUGGUAUUUGGAAAAGUAAUAGCAAUGAUAUAUGUUGUAGAAUUUCAGAAAAAAGGAUUGCCACAUGCUCAUUUCUUGUUGAUUCUAGAACAGCAGCAUAAGAUGAAAUCUCCUGCUGAUUAUGAUAGGUAUGUUUGUGCAGAGAUACCUCCUGUGACUCAGCCUGAACUGCGUAAGAUUGUAGUAAGGCAUAUGAUGCAUGGACCAUGUGGCCAAUUAAAUCCAGAGUGCCCUUGUAUGAGAAAGAAGGAUAAUGUCUUUUCUUGUAAAAAUGGAUAUCCAAAACAAUUCACCGCACAAACAACGACAAAUAAAGAUGGUUAUCCUUGUUAUAAGAGAAGUGAUACUGGAGAACAAGUGAAGGUCAGAAAUGCCGAGUUAGAUAAUCGAUGGGUUAUACCUUAUAACCCUUAUCUCGCAGCACUCUUUGAUUGUCAUUUAAAUGUAGAGGUUUGUUCGACUAUAAAAGCAGUGAAAUAUUUAUAAAAAUAUGUUUACAAAGGACAUGAUCGAGUGGCCUUCAAUAUUUCGGCAGAAGAUAGAAAUUCUGGAGAUGAAAUUGCUCAGUUUCAGUCAGGAAGGUGGGUGUCACCGUGUGAAGCGGCUUGGAGAAUUUUCGGGUUUGAUUUAUUUGAGAUGCAUCCACCAGUCUUACCUCUGUCUGUUCAUAUUCCAGACAUGAAUAGUGUCUGUGUAUGCCCAUAUGAACGUCUUGAUAUAGGUAUUGCAAGCGGUGUUUAUGCUAAGACUCAAUUAACAUAGUUCUUUCGUAUGAAUGCAGCUACUGAUAAUGGUCUUGGUUACUUAUAUGGAGAAUUUCCAGAACACUAUAAGUGGGAUGCUUCAGCAAAAACAUGGUCCAACCGACAAAAUAAAAAACCGAUGGUUGGCCGUUUAGCUUUUGUGGCUCCUUCUGAAGGUGAACGCUUUUACCUUCGACUACUAUUACUGAAUGUCAGGAGUCCAAAAUCUUUUACAGACUUACGCACAGUUCAAGGUUAUGUGUGUGCAACUUUCAAGGAAGCAUGUCUUAAAGCUGGCAUUUUGGAAGAAGAUGAUGCUGCAAGCAUUUGUUUGGCUGAAGCAACUGAAAUUCAGCUCCCUGGGGCUCUACGCUGAUUGUUUGCAACUGUUCUUAUAUUUUGCCAGCCGAGUGAUCCGGUAGAACUAUGGCGCAAAUAUUAUUCUGCAUUGUCAGAAGAUUUUGCACAAAAACACUCUGGUGCAGAAAGCAAAAUUAAGAAACUAACUGUCAGAUCAGUGGAACAACAUUUAGAGGCUAUGGGGAAGUCAUUAUCUGCCUGUGGUUUGGCUAUUUUAGUGGAUGACAAUGAUAGCCAGAUUGAUAGGACAAAAGACAUUCAAGACGCCUUAGAUGCUCCAAUUCCUCAGGCUUGUAUAGACAGCCGUGGCCUACUAAAUACAACACAAAAAGAAAUUUUUACAUGUAUUAUGCAACAUAUAGUAGAAGGAAAACCAGGGGCAUUUUUCGUAGAUGGUCCUGGUGGAACUGGUAAAACGUUCUUAUACAAUGCGUUGUAUGCUGAGAUCCGCCUUAUGAAUAAGAUUGUUUUACCUACCGCUACGUCUGGAAUAGGUGCAGCAAAUAUUCCAUCAGGUAGAACAGCACACUCAAGAUUCAAGAUUCCAAUGGACAGUGAUGCUUCAUUAGCCUGCAGCGUUUCUAAGCAAAGUAGCUUAGCAGCAUUAAUAAAAGAAACAACUCUUAUAAUAUGGGAUGAAGCAUCUAUGGCAAACAAGCAAAAUCUAGAAUCUCUAGACCUUCUAUUACAAGACAUAUGCGAUAGUGAUGUGAUAUUUGGUGGGAAGGUAAUUGUCUUCGGUGGAGACUUUCGACAAGUGUUGCCUGUUGUUCCUAACAAGACUAUUAGAGAAGCAGUGGAAGCAAGUGUAGUGAGUUCUUAUAUAUGGCAGCAUUUGCGGAGAUUCAGGUUAACUGAAAAUCUAAGAGCUAGGGAAGAUCCUUCAUUUUGCCAGUUUUUACUUGCACUGGGAAACGGUGAACUGCAGACCAUGGAAAGUGAUUUUGUUGAGUUGCCACCACAGAUAGUGCAGACUUUCCAGCCUGAUGCUGAUCCAAUAGAUGAGUUACUCGAAUCUUCUUUUCCAGAACUUGGUUCGGGUGCUCUGGACCCUCAAAUCUUUUCAAGAAGGGCUGUUCUAACACCUAUAAACGACGAUGUUGAUACUAUAAAUUCGUUCAUGAUUGAGAGAUUCCUAGGACAAGCCAUAUCUUAUACAAGCUAUGACAGUGUUCUAGAUGAUAGUGGCAGCGUAUAUCCUACAGAAUUCCUGAAUAAACUAUGUCCAGGUGGAAUGAGCCCUCACAAUCUUGUGCUCAAAGAAAACUGCCCAGUAAUAUUGCUUAGAAACCUCCUGCCAUCUUCUGGUUUAUGCAAUGGAACGCGCCUUAUAUGUAAAAGGUUUUUCCCUAAUUUAAUUGAGUGCGUGAUUUUUGUCGGACAGUAUCAAGGGGAACAUGUAUUUAUACCCAGAAUUAAACUCAGACCAUCAAGUUCUCAGAAAUAUCCUUUCUAAUUUCAGAGGAACCAGUUUCCUAUCAAGCUCAGCUUUGCAAUGACUAUUAACAAGUCACAGGGGCAAACUUUAGAUCAAGUGUUAAUCUAUCUCCCUCGUUCGUGUUUUUCACAUGGUCAGUUAUAUGUGGCUCUUUCACGUGCACGAUCUGCAGAUAAAGUGAAAGUUAUAUCAGUAGCUCCUACUUUACAGCAUUCAGAGAACUCUGUUAAAAAUGUCGUAUCUUAUGCUGUCCUAAAGCUAGCAGGAGUAAUCUAGGAGUAGCAGAGAAAAUAAACUAAAAGCAGGGUGGUCAGGUGGAUCUUGGUUUGGAUUGGCGGGGUUUUGAAUCUCCUAAGAUAAGCUAAGCCAUGUGCAAUCACUUCAGCAGUGGCCCAAUGUUGAAUUCCAUGUCCUUCAGCAGUUCAGAAGCUUCCUCCAGAGCAAUUUUGAUGGCAUGGUUUUGUGAUAACUAAAGCAUCCGAAGCUGGGUUUAGGAAUGAAAUAAUCUCAGCCGCGUUGAAACAGUAGCAGCUACCCAGCAAUGAGCACCCCUUGCCAGGUGCCAGUGGGCCAAAUGUCAUCAAGUGAGCUGUGCUAUGGUGAUGGAUCAUCCAGGGCCAAGCUUACCGUUAUGGCAUGUUAUUGUUCGUGAGGAUGAAACUUCUGAAGAUUCAAUUGUUCAGAAAUUGUGUUGUAACACCUCUUGUCAAAGUUAAGGAUUCAAGGUCUUUGUUUGUAGCAUAUGAUAUGGACCUGGGGACCAGCUAACCGAGAUACCCUUAUUUGAGGCUUGAUGGAUCAACGUCAAUCAGCAAACGACAUAAGCAGGAUGAAUUUGCUUUUCUCCUAAGUAGUAAGGCUGGUGUGUUUGCUUGUAGGCUGCUGCAAGAGUUUGGAGGGAUGGACAAAAGAAGAGAGUAUAAGUUUACAGAUUUCUGAGCUCUGGAACCAUUGAAGAGAAGAUCGAGACUUGUGAUAGCUCAAGCAAGGCUCACAGUGUAUUCUUAGCUCGAAAACCCAAGUUUCUAUGGAUUUUGAAUCGAACUAGAAUGUUUCUGAGAAGAAAUCAAACAAAGUAGCAGUGACUUACUCAGCCAUGGCAG
Chenopodium quinoa (quinoa) is the source of this 5627-nucleotide messenger RNA. RefSeq names its product ATP-dependent DNA helicase PIF2-like. Lineage: Eukaryota; Viridiplantae; Streptophyta; Magnoliopsida; Caryophyllales; Amaranthaceae. Gene Ontology annotation, molecular function: DNA helicase activity. The transcript is spliced from 19 exons. Gene Ontology annotation, biological process: telomere maintenance; DNA repair. The record is from RefSeq and is a predicted model, not a curated record. The coding region runs from base 3265 to 4542 and encodes 425 amino acids.